AAAAAAGUUUGCAGCUACUGUCAAAGUCACGAGAUGUUAUUUUAUCUGAAUAUAAACAAAAUUUAAAAUUAAAAAAAUUAUAAGUUCUUUCCAAUAUCUACAAAGUGAUUAUCGUCUGAUAAAAAGUAUAAACUAAAUUUAAAACCGGUCAGUGGAUAGGCUUAUAGGUGACUCUAGAAUUAUGUUUCCGCUGAUUAUUAUAUAAAAAUUAAUUCUUAUAUUAUUUAUUUAUUUUUUCUAUUGAAACUAAAAUGAGUGAUAUAAAAAGUUUACCUGUAGAGACAUUCAUAGAAAUACUUAUAAAUACGGAUGGUAUCACAGUUGGUAAGUGUCGGAGAGUUUGUAAGGAAUGGAAAGAAGUUAUUGACGAGAACGACUUGAUUUGGCAAGAAAUCUGUCGAAAGGAAUGUAAAUAUUCCUCCAGAAUUGCUAAAAAGAAAGCAGGCAACGAUUGCAACUGGUAUCAUGUGUAUAAAAAUCUCAGAAUGUGGUCUCACGUUACAUCUUAUCAAAGAAAUGUGAGGGAGUUUUAUAAUUUUUCUUUGCAUGACAAGACUCAUGCAUUGCCAGUUGAUUACAAUAUAUUACCAUUGAAAGAUACUAGAGGUGUCGUUCUAUAUGAUAUGAGUACUUUAAAGUAUAUACCGGUAUCAGUUCCUGAGAGAAGUUGUCUGAAAAUUGAAAAUAACAAUUUUGUGACCAUCAUACUAUUAAAGUCAGGCUUAUUUUUGCAAAGGACUGUGCAAAAUGACGAACAGAUGAGCGAGGCAUUUUUUAAAGCCGACAAUUUCGUCCUAGCAUAUGACAUUUUGUAUUUUUUUAAUAAUAGAGAUGUGUAUAGAUGUGAUUUGAGAAUAAAUAAUUUGUCCUCACAUUUAAUAUUACAUUGUGACUAUGAUAUCAAAGCUAUGCAAUAUGAUAAUGGUACAUUGCAUUUGUUUACUGACUGCGGAAGGAUUGUUAAUUUUGGAAAAGAUAAGAAAGUGACUGUAAAGUCUAUAGACUGUCCACCUGAGUGGGUGAAACAAAUAAAACAUGUAUCUGUGAUAAAUGACAAGAACUUUGUUUGCUAUUCACGAAAUCUGUUUAAAAUCGAGACAAAUAAAUACCAACAUUUAUAUUUGGAUUUCCCUCUGAUUACGGCAUUGUUUUUUUAUGCUGAUAUAGUUUUAAUAGGCACAAGGGCUGGGGAAAUACUGCUAUAUCGUUUGGCAAGUCAAAAAAGAGCAAUCAAACCUAUUUUUGAAGAGAUAGCUGUGUUGCCAGAUGGGAAAUUUGCUGUUCAGUUAGAUGUGUGUGAGAGAAAGACAGGACCAGUUAUAGUGGUGGCAACAUUCUUUGAAAUAAUGCUUAUAGAAAUUGAUUUCUUUUCACAUGAGAAACAAGGGAAAAUAUCUUUUGGCUCAGAUAAAUUAUGUAUGUAUAAAAGAUUAUCAAGAUUAAAAGACAGACUGAAUGUGAAUUAAGUCAUAGAUGAAAUAUUUUUAUUAUUUUGAAGCCAAAAAUUUUAUUCUCAUUUAAAAAAAAAAUAUUUUAACAAUUAUUUAUUUAUUGUUUAAGUAGAUUAACAUGAAAUAUUAUUAUUGUUUUUUUUUUUUGUAGUUUAACAUAAUAUUUGUACAUAAAUUAAUUGUAAAAUAUUAAUUUAUUUAAAAAUUAAGUAUAAUUUAAAAUGGUUAUGUAAUAGUAUGUUGAUGUUGUAAAUGUUGAUAAAAAAUAAAUAAAAUGAUAAAU
Messenger RNA from Galleria mellonella (greater wax moth), 1734 nucleotides. RefSeq lists its product as uncharacterized. Gene Ontology annotation, molecular function: protein binding. The record is from RefSeq and is a predicted model, not a curated record. The coding region runs from base 252 to 1466 and encodes 404 amino acids. Lineage: Eukaryota; Metazoa; Arthropoda; Insecta; Lepidoptera; Pyralidae. The transcript is spliced from 2 exons.